GUGGGAAUUUAAAGUGUUAAAAGAUGAAAGCCCUUGAAGGGAAGGAGCAUCUGUCAUUUACUCUCCGCCCUAUUAUUAUUUCCUUUUCUUCUUCUUUCCUUUUUCACGAGAAUAGGAAACAAAAAAGAAAAGGAGAAAAACGAAAGCAUAUUCGAGGAAAUUUCACCACUCUCACCAUUCUCCACCACCUCCACCUGUGGACCGUCGUGGCGCUGCUCCACUCACCGGACGAAGACCAGCAAACCCCGCCCUCUGCCGUCCUUUCUAGAUCUCAAGGUCGAAGUUUCCACGUCGUCGUCGUCCAGCUCGCGUCUCACUUGCCGUUCGCGUCCAACUUUUCGCACCCGUCACGAGCCGCUUCUCCAACACCCGCCCCUUCAGCCUCCGUGCGCGGUAACUCGCCGGAUACCAACUCAGCCGCUAUUCAUAUCCAUUCUCCAUUCAUAGUUAAUGGUUUAUUAUCAAGUAUUUUCGUUAUCUCCUUGAUCUGUUAUUAAACUUGGAUGGUUUGAAUGAAAAUGUUACCGAUUGUAGACUCUCAUUCUUUUUGUAUGUAUAUACUAAGUUUUUCAUUCCUUCAAGGGGUAGUUAGAAGUAGUGAGAAUCAUGCCAUUAUAUGUGUUUUGAGAGAUUCUUAUUGGACUGUAAUUAUUUUGUAAGUAAUAUCUAAUUUGGAUAUGAACUUUCCUUGAAACUCUAGAGUAGUCCGGAUGAGUGUGCGAUGAGACACACUUGAUGUGUUUGUUGAGUCUGAAGAUUUUAUAUAAUAUAUAUAUAGAUGUGAAAAUCCCUCCCUUUUCAGGUUUGGCUAACCCAAACUUUGAGGGAGAUGCUGCCGGAUUUCUGUAGAAUUUUAUAAUGCUUUUUCUAUAGAAGUUUAAAUUGAAAAAAAUUUGUUUUCGAAAAGCGUUUUCAUGCCAUGAUCUAGGUUAGGAGGGAAAACCUAGAAUGGGGUAUGACAAGUUUACUCAAACUAUUUUAGCUUUGUCUGUGUACUAAUUUUUUUCUUUUUUCUUUUUUUAAUUUUGGGAAGAUCAGUGGGAGUAGAUGAAAUUGCUUCUUGUUGUGACAGUUUAAUCAUUUGACUUUGAAGUUUUUUCUGGAGUAAUAUUGCGGAAGAUUUCAAUGGAAGAGGCGAAUGAAAUUUUGAAGAAUAACAGAAUUGAAGAUAUCAGUUGGCUUUGUUCACUAUCUGAAUCUGAAGUUGACCUGCUGAUUAGCAUUAAAAUGCUAGUUCUCCAACGUGCAAAAGCAAUUGGUCAUGAAAAUUUAGCUGAGAAAUUUGAUUUGAAGACGCUACGUACUAUUGGGUUUGUUUUGAUGGAACAUCUUAAAGGAGAACUUAGGACAUCAGAUGUUACGGAUCUGUCUCAAUCUGCCUUAAAUGCGUGCAACUUGUUAGAUAGCAAUCUUGAGAAAAGUUUGCCAAUUGAUGAGAUAAUGACAAGUAUCUGCUUAGACAGAAGGAAGAAACCGGGAAAAAGGCCGCGGGAAAAGGUUGAUUUCGAGAUACAAGAAGAAUGACAUGUCGUGAACUAGAAAAUACUAGAAGUUCAUCGGAAAAUACUAGGAGUUCAUCUGAUAUAGGGAAAAUUUUGUAGUUCCACCCCUAUUCAUAUAUUGUUACAAAACGAAAGCAUUUAAUUACAAGUUUAGUCUUUAUUCUUCUAUUUCAUAAAAUAUAGUCUAAUCUUUAUCGUGAUUAAUUGUGCAUCAUAUGACUUCUCUUUGUAAUAUAAAUCAAUUUAGAUUAGAAUUAAAUUAGAUGUUAAUUAUGCCUU
Messenger RNA from Cucumis melo (muskmelon), 1781 nucleotides. RefSeq lists its product as uncharacterized. The record is from RefSeq and is a predicted model, not a curated record. NCBI's taxonomy places the organism in Eukaryota, Viridiplantae, Streptophyta, Magnoliopsida, Cucurbitales, Cucurbitaceae. The transcript has 4 exons. The coding region runs from base 1126 to 1524 and encodes 132 amino acids.